Anolis carolinensis (green anole) is the source of this 2049-nucleotide messenger RNA. RefSeq names its product tRNA methyltransferase 10A (gene trmt10a). Gene Ontology annotation, biological process: tRNA N1-guanine methylation. The coding region runs from base 28 to 969 and encodes 313 amino acids. The transcript is spliced from 7 exons. Gene Ontology annotation, cellular component: nucleoplasm; nucleus; cytosol. Lineage: Eukaryota; Metazoa; Chordata; Lepidosauria; Squamata; Anolidae. The record is from RefSeq and is a predicted model, not a curated record. Gene Ontology annotation, molecular function: methyltransferase activity; tRNA binding.
GAGACAGUGAGUUCCUAUGGGAGGCCGAUGUCAUCAGAAAUGCCGCCAGGAAACCUCACGGAAACCAAGAUGACUGGUGUGGGAAACAGUAUGAAAAGCGACACGGAUAAGAUAGAAGAAGAAGCCAAGGAAUUAGCCCUAGAAAAGAUGGAGAAUAUUGAAACCAUGUCGAAGAGGCAAAGGAAAAAGCUAAUGAAACAGAAGCAGUGGGAAGAGCAAAGAGACUUGCGCAAGCAGAAACGUAAAGAAAAACGCUUGAAGAGAAAACUGGAGCGUCGGUCUCAAUUGGAAUCAAACACGGAAGAAAGUAUCAGGAAACGCAAGUGUAGGGAAGUGGCUCCCAGUAAACUUCGACUUAUUAUAGACUGCAGUUUUGACAGUUUAAUGGAACUAAAGGAUGUCAAGAAACUUCACAAGCAAAUUCAGAGAUGUUACGCAGAAAAUCGCAAAGCACUCCAUCCUGUACAGUUUUAUUUGACCAGCCAUGGUGGUCAGCUGAAAGACAACAUGAAUGAAACUGACAAAGGCUGGGUAAACUGGAAGGAUAUCCAUAUUAAAUCAGAGCAUUAUAGUGAAUUGAUAGAGAAGGAAGACCUUGUGUAUCUUACCUCGGACUCUCCCGAUCUUCUGAAUGAACUAGAUGACUCCAAAGCCUAUGUUAUUGGAGGCUUGGUUGAUCAUAACCAUCACAAGGGAAUCACGUACAAAAGGGCACAAGAGCAGGGUAUACGUCAUGCACAGCUUCCGCUAGGUAUUUUUGUAAAAAUGAACAGCAGGAAAGUUCUGGCAGUCAAUCACGUGUUUGAGAUCAUCCUUGCAUAUUUAGAAAAGAGAGACUGGGAAGAAGCCUUUUUCACUGUAUUGCCACAACGCAAAGGAGUUAUAUCACUAAAUGAGACAAUGGAUAAGUCUGUGCCUGUACUGCAAGAUUCAAAAAUUGUUCAGGAUGAAGCCUCAGAUAGCGACUAAGCACAUGGGAGGUUCAUUUCUGAAAAGGGUCACAAAUGCAAAGGGUCAGAAGUUGGACACCUUUCUUCUGGUAUGGCAUUAUUUAUGGCAGGAGAGGACAUCAGGCAACCCAUCACAUAAUCUUGGAUGGAUGUGUUCAUGCACCCAUUGCCACCCCUGUAUCGCCACUCGAAACUGGGGUGAGGUGAAUUUUUUGUCCCCAGAUGAUUUGUGCCCACAUGCUUGGGAUAUCUACAUGCAUGCAUACUCUUGACCACCCUUUUCGCCCCCUCCCUCAUAUAUGUAGCCUGGACAGGCUUGUUUUCAAAUUGGAAGUUCUGUUUAUUACUUAAGGUUUUGGAGAAAAGGUCUAUAUAAGCCACAGACUGCCCUUUAAAGAUGCCAAAAUGCCCCCCAAAGGAUGUAGAAUGACCAGUAAUGUAUGCAGAGACCUGGAGGUUGUCUUGGCAACCUGGGGGCAAGUUUUGGGGGAGAAUGGAGCCACUUGAGGAACACAAGAACUGUCUCAAGAUUCUUAUGCUUCCCACAUACUGCACUUUAAGCCAGCUCCGUUUUAUGGCUUGACACAUUGCUUGUGUGCUAUUUUGAAGCACUGAAUUUAUAUUGCCACAUCUGGAUUUCACACCUUACAAAAUACUUGACUUUUAGUGUCUCUAUAAAGCAAAACCACAGAUAAAAAAGCCUUUUAUGUUUCCCAAGGAAGCUGAUACUUGCUGUUUAAUUUAAAUUUUGUUAAAACAACUUUCCUGUUCUGAACAUGGUAACAGAACUUUGCUUAGAGCGAAGUUUGGCUUAGUUGAAACGUCUGUAGGGUUUAGUAAACACCUUGAUUUUUGUUCCUGGCUUUCCGUCCACUUCCAUUGUUGGCCCUGCUGUGCCUUUUGGCUCCAUCUUGUAUAUUUUGAGUAAGUGUUUGAUGAGUGCUUGACAAAUUCCAGUUAGAAUUGAAUUAUAAUAUUGCUGUUUGCGGGGGGCGGGGCAGAUUGGGGAUGGCUUUACAAUUCAAAUGCCCCAUCUACUUUUUUAUUGUAAUGUAGCUACUUCCUAAUCUUGGGUGAAAAAAUAAAAUUAUUUCCUAGA